AUGGUCAAUUCGCUGGUAUGCGCCCAGACGCGGUCAAGGCGCCACGCCCCUAAGGUUCGCACGGGGUGUGUCACCUGUAAAGCGAGGAAGAUUCGAUGUGACGAAACGAAGCCAAGCUGCAAGAGGUGUACGUCGACAGGACGUCGAUGCGAUGGCUAUGUCGCCCUAAGACCUCUCCUCUUCGAAAUCCCGCAAGACAAAGACGAACGCUGGGGUUUCUACUAUUUUCGUGACAGAACUUCGAAGCAGCUGCUCAGCUUCGCCAAUCACGAUUUCUGGAGUCGCCUCGUCCUUCAAGCUGGCUAUUUCCGUGGUGUUGUCAGACAUGCGCUGGUUGCAAUUGCCUCCUAUCAUGAGAGUGUCGACCAUCCUGACAAGUUUCGACAGUUGGAUCGCCACCGCUUCGCCCUUUUGCAGUAUAACAAAGCAAUCAAGAGCCUUUUCGAUGCGGGAAGUCACACCCACGUGGAAGAUAUUCUGCUGGCGUCAAUCCUGUUCACCUUUUUUGAAAACAUUCGCGGGUUGUUAUCAAAUGCUCUGGUUCAUCUAAAUGCAGGCUUGCGAGUCCUUUCCGAAUGGCAAUCCUCGGACGGAUCUGAAACUAUACUCAAGCCAUCUGGCGGACUUAUUGAGGAGCAUCUGAAACCUAUCCUAAAGCAUCUCCAGAACACAGCUGCCACUUUGAUGCCGAUGCGACCAGAUCAGCCUAAGAUGUCCCAGACUGAUCUGCCAGAGUCUUUUCAAUCCUUAAAAGAAAGCCACUUCUAUUUCGAAAAGCUUGUCCACGGUCUAUGCAGCAGCCUUCAACACGUCCACGAGCGGAACGCGUGGCCAUAUUGUGAUUCCGGCAUAAUUCAACAAGGAAGAACACGUCUACGGACAUGGCAUGAGUCGUUCACAAAGUUUCUUAGCGAGGGGAGCCAUAGAAGCUGCAAUUGCACCAUUCCUUCAUCUUCUUUCCACUUUGAUAUUGGAACCUGCUAUCUGCAGAUGCAGUUUGGGGCCACCAUAAUACGACUGGAGUCGACGAUAUCUCGAUCGGAAAUGGUGUUUGACAACCAUUUACCCAAAUUCCAAGUUCUACUCGACCUGACCACACGACUUGCGGAUAUGCUCGAUAUGGAAGUGGCAGCUGGUGCUGAUACUUGUCUCGGCUUCACUGUAGAAUACCUUGCGGUGGCAGGCUUUAUUGCUUUGCGUUGCCGAGACCCUGUCAUCCGCAGGGGCGCAAUUCGUUUGAUGCGGCUUCGCUCUAGGACUGAAGGCAUCUGGCAAAGCGCCGUGGCAGCAGACCUGGCAGAAUUUAUCAUGACCCGUGAAGAGUCCGAGAGUACUAUGAACCAUCCCCGCAGGUGUCACGAUACCCCCGAAGAAAGUCGGCUUCAGCUUCUCUCAUCCAAUUUUCUGUCCUAUGAAGAGAAAAGCAAGACCUUCCAGAUGUGA
Molecule: messenger RNA, 1443 nt
Organism: Fonsecaea pedrosoi CBS 271.37
Lineage: Eukaryota; Fungi; Ascomycota; Eurotiomycetes; Chaetothyriales; Herpotrichiellaceae
Exons: 1
Coding region: 1-1443 (480 amino acids)
Biological process (GO): regulation of DNA-templated transcription
Molecular function (GO): zinc ion binding; DNA-binding transcription factor activity, RNA polymerase II-specific
Source: RefSeq, a predicted model, not a curated record